Messenger RNA from Acanthoscelides obtectus, 971 nucleotides. Lineage: Eukaryota; Metazoa; Arthropoda; Insecta; Coleoptera; Chrysomelidae. The record is from the annotation of a GenBank genome assembly.
GUAUCACCUUGAUUUUAAAUUUAAUGGGAAGAUUAAUGUUUUUUAAUUUCGCAUAGUGAUUAUAAAGACAAUCGAAAUGAUAUGGUACUUAUAUAUUCCAAACUGGGGAAUUUAUUCUGCAAAGGCAAUGGAAAUACUGAAAAUUCUACUGUCGAGGUACACCCUCUUACUGAAAAUCCCACAGCAGCUUGGGAGGAAAUAUCAAAAACGCAUAAAGUUCUGCCAGUGAAAGUAAAGAUUCCAACAGCUUCAGUUACACCCAACAAAGUUAGAAUAGUUUGUAUGAGUGAUACACAUGCAAGGGAUAUAACAUUCCACAUCCCCGAAGGAGAUAUAUUCAUCCACGCUGGAGAUUUCAGCUGCAUAGGAGAAAAAACUAGUAUUAUUAAAUUCAACAACUGGUUGGGGACUCUACCACAUAAACAUAAAAUUGUCAUAGCAGGGAACCAUGACCAUACAUUUGACAUUAGCUUCAUGGAACAAGAUAUCUUUUUGGAUGAAGGUACAACCAAUGUACAGCAGUACCUGACAAACUGUAUCUAUUUACAAGAUAGCAGUCGUGAGAUACAUGGAAUAAAAAUUUAUGGAACACCAUGGAUACCUGAACAUUUAGGUGGAGCAUUUUCUUUAACUAGAGGUACAAAACUACUUUCAAAAUGGAAGAAAAUUCCCAAAGACAUAGACAUAUUGGUGACGCACACCCCUCCUCUGGGUCAUGGAGAUUUGGCACACUCAAAAGUAAGAACCGGAUGUGUUGAACUACUCAAUACUGUGAUAAGGAGGGUCAAGCCAAAGUAUCACAUUUUUGGUCACAUUCAUGAAGGAUACGGUGUAACAACCAAUGGCGAAAUAACUUUUAUAAAUGCUUCAACUUGUGAUAUAAGUUAUAAACCUGUAAAUCCACCUAUUGUCUUUGAUAUGCCUUUGAAAAGUUGACAACAAAAAUAAAUAUUAUAAGAGUGCCUUCAUUA